GCAUCUACGGGGGUAGCAUGUGGGAGGGAGGGGAUGAGGAAAGGCCCGGCUCCGCGUGCCCCCCGCUCCGUGUGCCCCCCGCUCCGCGUGCCCCCGGCUCCGCGUGCCCCCGGCUCCGCGUGCCCCCGGCUCCUUGCGUUCCUUUCCCGUGUUGCCCCCUCCGCGCCUUCCCCCUGCCGCUGUUUGCCUCCCUGCCCUUUCCCUGAGUUGCACCCUCCUCCUCUUCACUCCUGCCUCUGUUACCCCCUGCUUCUCUUUACCUCCCUGCCCCUUUCUCCCCACAUCUCCUCCUCGCCAUCCCCCUGCAACUGUUGCUCCCUGCCUCUGUUUACCUCUUUGUCUAUCUCCCCUCCUCUUUCGCCUCCCUGCUGGUUUCCCCCCUUGCUUCUUGUCUCCUCUUCCACACUCCGUCUCCAUCCUGGGUGCCCAUCCCUCUCUCCUUCCAAAUGCUCCCUUCCUGGUCUCCACCUGCCCAGACCCACAAUCCCACCCUGUGCUGAGGGCUGGGAACUCCGGCAUCAGAAAACGCUCCCCCUUGCCCUUUGUGUUUGUCGGGCUUCUGGGGCCAGGGAAAAGGGGGCUGGACCUACAGUGAGAUCCCCCGGGUCCCCCCAGCCACCCCACACCUGGCUCCUGACACCUGGGAGUUCCUGUGGGUUCAGGAGGCCUGUCCCCACUGGGCCAACGUUAGUUGGGGGCCCGGGCAGUCAGGAGCUGAGCCGGUGCCCGUGCCUGGCCCCUAGUAGGCGCUUCCCAGAUGUUUCCGAAGGGGGCACGUCCUGCCCUGUGGCCCGGACCUCCCCCCUCAUCCCGCUCUCAGGGCUGGCGUCUUGCGGGGGCGGGGCGAGGGGGGGCUGCCUGGUUCUGGGGUUCGGGACUGGAAAGCUGAGGAUGCUUCCUCUUCACUUUUGUUUGGGACCUAGAAGAGUGAGAGAGGAGGGGGGGGGGGGAGGCAGAAGGCGGGCUGGAGGUGAGUUCUGGAACGCCCCCUACCUCCCCUCCCCGAGUUCCGCGUGUGUCCCCCGAGGGGAAGGGCUUGGGUUCCGGGUCAGCUCUGACCCGGUGCCAGGCGCGGGGGCUUCUGGGUGUUGGGCUUUGGACUUUCCGGAGCAGAACAGUUCGGAUCUUUGUUGGCUUUAGGGAUGGUUUAAAAAGAAAAUCCGCUCAGAUGCAAGCGGAAGGGGCUUCCCAGGGAUCUUGAAGGACUUUCCCCGAGCAGUGUGUGAGGCUGUUGGGAUGAUUGUCCCAUGGGGCGGGACCCGGUCCAAACUCCCCCAAACCCAAACCGGCUCCAGCCGGAGCCCGGCUUCUUCACAAAACUGCCACCUGCAGACGCUGCUCUCGGACGGCGGUGGAGCAAAGAGCGGCUGCGUCCGCCCGCGUGGGAUGAAAGGAGCCGGGCGAGAGCCCCAGUUUUUUGCGGGGCCUCCUGAGAGUUCCCAGGCCUCUUUCUCCUCCCUAAAUCUCCCCGGGCGUUUCCCUGAGACUUUAAAAUGUGGCCAGUAUCGUUUGUCUUCUGUGGAGGCUGUGAAAUAUAAUUAAUGUUUUAUAACGACCUGUUUUAUAGAUGUGAGGCAAUAAAGUGCUAGUGUAUUAACAUUUACAAAGAAGUUUUACUUUGAACAGGAGAGUGGGCAGUGAACUAUUCAUACCCAAACCGUUUAUGGCCAUUACAAUCUGUAGUUGCUUUAACUGGCUUGUGUUGGCUGCUGAGAGCCUGUUGUUAAAUUUCCUGGAAUUUUGCGAGCUCAUAGUUAAAUACAACCAUUCUUUGAAAUUAAAUGAUGUAUCAAG
Molecule: messenger RNA, 1794 nt
Organism: Antechinus flavipes (yellow-footed antechinus)
Lineage: Eukaryota; Metazoa; Chordata; Mammalia; Dasyuromorphia; Dasyuridae
Exons: 2
Coding region: 34-1140 (368 amino acids)
Source: RefSeq, a predicted model, not a curated record